Tachyglossus aculeatus (Australian echidna) is the source of this 912-nucleotide messenger RNA. RefSeq names its product proline rich 7, synaptic (gene PRR7). The transcript has 2 exons. Bases 90 to 866 code for a protein of 258 amino acids. The record is from RefSeq and is a predicted model, not a curated record. NCBI's taxonomy places the organism in Eukaryota, Metazoa, Chordata, Mammalia, Monotremata, Tachyglossidae.
GCAAGGGGCGAUGGGGCUGGCUGCCCGCGGGCAGUGAGAGCGGGCCCUGCCUCCUGACAUCGCCAUUGCCGCCGUCGACGCCCGCGAAGAUGGUGAUGUCCCAGGGCACGUACACGUUCCUGACAUGCUUCGCCGGGUUCUGGCUGAUCUGGGGUCUGAUCGUGCUGCUGUGCUGCUUCUGCAGCUUCCUCCGACGCCGGCUGAAGCGGCCGCAGGACGGCCGGCUGCGGGAUCAGCCCCUGCGCGCCCUGGAGCUGGAGCCCCUCGACCUGGACGGCAGCCCCUCCCGCAGCCCCCCGGGCCCGGGCCCGGCUCCGGCCCCUCCACCGGCCCCGGCCCCGCUCCGCAUCCGCCUGGAGCCCCCCUCGCACCCCCAGCACCGCCCGCACCCUGCCCACCCUGCUGCCCACCCUGCCCACCCGUCCCCCCACGGGCCCGUCCCGCCACCGCGGCCUUGGAGCUACCCGCGCCAAGCAGACUCGGACCUGUCCAAGCCCCCGUGCUACGAGGAGGCCAUGCUGAUGGCCGAGCCACCCCCUCCGUACAGCGAGGUGCUGACCGACACCCGCGGCCUGUACCGCAAGAUCGCCGCGCCCUUCCUCAGCCGCGACGGCUCCGAGAAGCAGGACCAGCCGCCCAGCUCCAAGCCCCUCUUCCUGGAGCGGGCCUACUCGUCCGCCCUGCACCUGCCCAGCGGCCCCAGGCCCGGGCCGCCCUGCCCGGCCCUCUACCUGCCACCCGACCGGCCCCGACGCCUCUUCCCCAGCUGGACGGACUCAGAGCUCAGCGGCCGCGAUCCCCUGGACCCCGGCGCCUGGCGCCUGCCCGUCUCCGUCCCCUUGCUGGGGAGGACUACAGCCGUAUAGAGGGGCGGCCGCCCCCUCCUGCCCCUCUCCACCUCCCCGCCCCCCU